AAGUGGCGGCGUUGGUGGUCCCGCAGUGAUGAGUGAGCCGGGCCCCGCCGCCGGCUGCUGACUCGGGUGCCAGCUUGACAGCCAUGGAAACUGAAGCUCUGUAUUGGCAGAACAUAUGCAAUAUGGGCAGCAGUAUUGCUCAGUAGCAACUUCCUUAUUGAUUAAGUGGCACUGAUGAAUUACCAAGGGAGUUCUCUCCAGUUGUUCUAGACCUCUUAGGAGGAGAAGAAAAAUCAUGUGAAGUAACAGAAUUUAGUAUCUUCCAAGACAGCGAUGGCUGUUUCUCUACAUUUUGAAUAUGGAGGCCACAGGAACAGAUGAAGUAGAAAAACUAAAAUCAAAGUUUAUGUCUGCAUGGCAUAACAUGAAAUACAGUUGGGUAUUGAAAACAAAAACUUACUUUAGUAGAAAUUCUCCAGUGUUCUUGCUGGGAAAAUGUUACCAUUUCAAAUCUGAUGAACCCAGUGAAGCUUUUCCAGAUGGCUCUAGUUGUGAUACUUUCAACAAAGCAAGUUCAGGAAAUGUAGAAGAGUUCCGUAAAGACUUUAUUUCUAGAAUAUGGCUAACCUACAGAGAAGAAUUUCCUCAGAUACAGGGAUCUGCAUUGACAACAGACUGUGGUUGGGGCUGUACACUGAGAACUGGCCAGAUGCUGCUGGCUCAAGGGCUUAUGCUUCAUUUUCUAGGGAGAGCCUGGACUUGGCCAGAUGCAUUGGACAUAGAAAAUAUAGACUCUGAAUCAUGGACAAGCCACACAGUAAAAAAGCUGACUGCAUCAUUCGAGGCAUCACUUACAGGAGAGAAGGAACCCAAGGUCCUGUCAACUCAUCAUGAGGGAAUGCUAAAGAGAAACUGUGAUGAAAAUGAAAUGAGAGAUGAAGUUUAUCAUAGAAAAAUAAUUUCUUGGUUUGGAGAUUCUCUAUCAGCAUCUUUUGGCUUGCAUCAGCUGAUAGAAUAUGGAAAGAAGUCAGGAAAAAUAGCUGGAGACUGGUAUGGGCCUGCUGUUGUAGCACACAUUUUAAGAAAAGCUGUUGAAGAAGCAGGAGACCCUGAGUUAAAAGGAAUAACUGUCUAUGUUGCUCAGGACUGUACAGUUUACAAUUCAGAUGUUGUUGAUAAGCAGUGCUCUUUUAUUGGCUCUGGUACUGGAGAUACAAAAGCUGUAAUUAUAUUAGUUCCUGUACGACUUGGUGGAGAGAGAACAAACAUGGACUACUUAGAGUUUGUAAAGGGAAUUUUAAGCCUUGAAUACUGUGUUGGUAUUAUUGGUGGCAAGCCUAAGCAGUCAUAUUACUUUGCUGGAUUUCAAGAUGACAGUUUGAUUUACAUGGAUCCUCAUUACUGCCAAUCUUUUGUAGAUGUCAGCAUAAAGGAUUUCCCUCUUGAGUCAUUCCACUGUCCUUCCCCCAAAAAGAUGUCAUACAAAAAAAUGGAUCCUAGCUGUACAAUAGGAUUUUAUUGUAGAAAUGUGCAAGACUUUGAAAGGGUUUCUGAAGAAAUAACUAAGAUGCUGCAGUCUUCCUCCAAGGAGAAGUAUCCCUUAUUUACUUUUGUAAAGGGUCAUUCUAGAGACUGUGACUUUGCUUCCAGUCCACUCCAUGAAGAAAAUGACCUUUUCUUUGAGGAUGAAAAGAAAAGAUUAAAAAGAUUUAGUACAGAGGAGUUUGUCUUGCUUUAAGGACACUUUAUACUAGUGUAUUGGCAGCUGUCCAGGGGAACACUUGCCCAUUUAAAAAAAGAAAAACACCAAACAGAGAGCAGGCAACACUGAAACUGGUCUGUUUCAUAGACAAUAAUGUUUUAUAUGUUAAUGAUCUUUAAAAUGUCAUUUAUAAAUAUGUACCAGCUAAUUAUUUUUAUUCAUUGCUAUUUGAGUGAAUAUAAGGUUACUUUAUGCUACGGAUGACAGCAUUGUUUAGAGUUGGGUCCAAUGUAAUGUGGAGAGGUGAUGGACAAAGCUGUGUUGUGUGCUCAGUCCUCACUUGUCACUUCCACCAUAUAUUUAUUUAGUCUUAGGUCAAUUGUGAAAAGAUGCUGCAAUUAAUGCGGUGGUUUUGUGAUGGAGACACAUGAAACUACCAGAUCACUUUCUCUUUCAAGCAAAAUUUUAAUCUAGUGCUUUUGAAGUGAGAUUAGUGCACUAACCUAUUUUAUGACCUCUAAGCCCCACUAAUGGUUAAUAAUGUAAUCCUGAGAACUCUUUUGCACUACCCUGUUUGAGAUGUAACUUUGAUAUAUCAGUAGUAAUUGUUAUCUGCAAUAGUGAUGCAAUUAUAUAAGCAGAAUUGUGAGUUAAGGUACUACUUAGCAGCCUGAUUUUAUAAUGACUACUCAUUAAGCUUGCUGUUGAACCUUAAUUCGAGGAGUGAAGAAUAAAGUAUUAGCUUUCCCUUCAAUACUUAAAGGUUAUGUUAUUAAUAUUAACUGCAACCAAUCAAAGUAGAUAAAGACAAUUAUUAGAUGAGAACACAUUUGUUUCCUGUCGCGACCAAUAUCAUUUUCAGACCUCCAUUCCUACCAGUGCAGCUUCUAAAUUAAACCACUAAGCAGUAAAUUGGAGUUAGAGGGUAAAUAUUUUAGGAUAUGAUCUUCCUGGUACUUAUUGUUUCCAUACAUCAGUUAUUAGGUGUUCUGAACUUUAAAAAAAGAAUCACAAAUAAAUGUAUGUAAAUAGUUUCAUGCUUAAAACAAAUUCAGAGUUUAACAUGCACAUUAACACUGCCUGGAAAAUAGAAGAAAAUAUUUUAAUAAAGGUGUGAGAAUACUAAAUGUAUUUGCUUUUUAAUUUUAUGGUAAAUUCCUCAUGUUAGAAUGAUUUUAAUCCUGCAUCUAAAACAAUAUUGUGAGGUGUGAAUGCUUUGUUUAUUUGUAAUAAAGACAAAUUUUAUUGUUGUGUUGUAAACCAAAUGUUAACUUAUUCUAAAGUGCCAUUCAGACACAGAAGGCACAAAUGUUAUCUAUCCAAAUAAUAAACUUCCUAUGUAUUCACU
Molecule: messenger RNA, 2990 nt
Organism: Gavialis gangeticus (Gharial)
Lineage: Eukaryota; Metazoa; Chordata; Crocodylia; Gavialidae
Gene: ATG4C
Product: autophagy related 4C cysteine peptidase
Exons: 12
Coding region: 299-1678 (459 amino acids)
Molecular function (GO): protein-phosphatidylethanolamide deconjugating activity
Source: RefSeq, a predicted model, not a curated record